AUGGGUCUUUCCGAGAGUAAAGUGAUAGCCGAGACUUUGUCUAGCGCUUGCCGCGACGCUGAGAAUUCUGAGAUGACCGAUGUCGCCAUUGAUCUUUCCGACACUAAGUUCCUCGAUUCCCUUCGGAAGGUUUGGGCACAUGUCCCAGAUGAAACCAGAAAGCACAUCAACAUACGACCAGAGACAACAAGCUCCAAGCAGAAGAAACGCUCCCAGCAAAAGAAACGCUCCCAGCAGAAGAAACGCCUCCAGCAGAAAGAACGCUCUAAGCAGACGCAAGAGGCAUUUCAAGGGCCGAAGAUAACGGUUCCAGAGAGUCUGACGUCCAUGAUAAACCGUUGGAGUAGCAGGCCAAUGUCGUUCUUUCGAGAGGAAGAUAAAAACAUCGAGCUAGAUCUCGAAAGUUCGCCGAUUGCUAACGCGUAUAAAUACCUUCAGCAGCUGGACACACGGAAAGAUGUCGAUAUCAUUCGCGAGCGCCUAUUGAUGAUCGUCUUUCACCGGUUGAAGCAGAGACUUGGUCUACAUUACAUGCGCUCAGACGAUGUUAACUAUGUGGUGAGGAUUGUACGGAGUUCUAAAUUGAUUGGAAGUGACACGAACCGCAUUGAAGGUAACUUUGUUAAGUGGGCAGAUCAAGGAGAGAGGAUAGACGUAUUAUGUCGAAGUAUUGGGAAUCCUUCAGAAGGGGACAACACACACCUCGGCAACCUAUUCUGUUUCCCGGUGGAAUGGCAUAAUGAUUUCAUAACACAUUCAGUGAAGAAAACAGAACCAGUUUGUGAACAAGAUGUUAAGAUGAUCAGGGACCGCGGCAUAUUGAAAGUGCAGGACAAGGCGAGGCUGGAUAAACUUGCAGCCGAUAUCUUUCGUGAUCUGUGGAAUCCGAUUGAAGAAUGGCUGAAAAAUGACCUCACCCAAUCACCGGAAACAGGUUCAAGACAAGGAAUAUAUCCACAUAACAUGGGCGUUUUCCGAAUAGAACCACAGCCCCUAAGAGAUGCAACAGCAAAUAAGGGAUCCUUACAAGAAUCCGACGCAAGUGAGAAUAAUAUGUUUAUCAAUUUCCAAUCACCUCUCCACACAUCCAAUCACUCUGCAGCGACCAUUCGCCGUGAUCUGCCACCGACCAUCGCCCCGCUACAAGUGUCACAUAGCCGUCCAUUCGACAAUAGUAUUACCCCUAUGGACGGAAUUGAACCUCAUAACGGACAAAUAUUAUCUGAUAUGAGGAAUCUCGCUGACCUGCACGGUAUACUCCAACCAAUCUUGCCGGUGCAAGAUCGGGAUUCUGUUCACGGACAAGUCCCAAUCAGCAUGGCCAAUACCGACGUCCACGACAUGAUCCUACCAAUCAUUCCGUCUUACGGCUUCGCCUCGUCGAAUGGGCAAACCAUAAGUGAUAUGGGAAUGGCCCCUGGACUGCCCACAAUCAGCAUGGCCAGUACCGACGUCCACGACAUGAUCCUACCAAUCAUUCCGUCUUACGGCUUCGCCUCGUCGAAUGGGCAAACCAUAAGUGAUAUGGGAAUGGCCCCUGGACAGCCCCCAAUCAGCAUGGCCAAUACCGACGUCCACGACAUGAUCCUACCAAUCAUUCCGUCUUACGGCUUCGCCUCGUCGAAUGGGCAAACCAUAAGUGAUAUGGGAAUGGCCCCUGGACAGCCCCCAAUCAGCAUGGCCAGUACCGACGUCCACGACAUGAUCCUGCCAAUCAUUCCGUCUUACGGCUUCGCCUCGUCGAAUGGGCAAACCAUAAGUGAUAUGGGAAUGGCCCCUGGACAGCCCCCAAUCAGCAUGGCCAGUACCGACGUCCACGACAUGAUCCUGCCAAUCAUUCCGUCUUACGGCUUCGCCUCGUCGAAUGGGCAAACCAUAAGUGAUAUGGGAAUGGCCCCUGGACAGCCCCCAAUCAGCAUGGCCAAUGCCGACGUCCACGACAUGAUCCUGCCAAUCAUUCCGUCUUGUGCCUCUACGCCUUCAAGUGAACAAAUCAGGAACCAUGUAGAAAUGGCUAAAUUGCGCUAUACAAUUCAGUACACACCACAUAUGCGAACAGGGUCAGCUGGUAGCCAGGUGCCGACAAGGGAUUGCUCCCAUGUGCCAACGACCGAUUCUCAAUCCAUAUAUGUCCAGGAUCAUUCAAACAGCCCAUUCUCCCAACCCGUCUUCGCCUAG
Molecule: messenger RNA, 2178 nt
Organism: Penicillium cinerascens
Lineage: Eukaryota; Fungi; Ascomycota; Eurotiomycetes; Eurotiales; Aspergillaceae
Exons: 4
Coding region: 1-2178 (725 amino acids)
Source: RefSeq, a predicted model, not a curated record